This is a messenger RNA of Galendromus occidentalis (western predatory mite), 1059 nucleotides long. Its product is annotated as RCC1 domain-containing protein 1. The record is from RefSeq and is a predicted model, not a curated record. The transcript is spliced from 2 exons. Bases 133 to 1014 code for a protein of 293 amino acids. NCBI's taxonomy places the organism in Eukaryota, Metazoa, Arthropoda, Arachnida, Mesostigmata, Phytoseiidae.
GACAAUGCGUAUCCUGCGACAUUCCCACCCGAAUAACUGGGUUCCGAGCGCGUUUCGAUGAUCUGAGGGAUCAUCGAGCACUCGAUCGAGGCGGGGCCUGCCAGCGAGAGUCUCCCCAACCGCAUCGCCGGCAUGUGGAAAACCAGCGGGUAUCCUCUGAAUAUCUCCAGCAUCGCAGCGGAUGACAUUUUCAUAGGUUGGAAAGACUUUCUGGCAGUCAGUAACAAUAAAGUGAGCAACUUGAGAACAGGAAAAGUCGUAUCCGACGACACGGCUGCCGUCGAUGACUGCAGCCUGUCCCGAGACCAUUUUGCGAUCGUCAGGAGAGGAAAGUGCCGCAUUCAUGGUCUCUACGAUGGCUUCGAGCACGAGAUCGAAAAUUUGGAUGGCGUCCUGCAAAUAUCCAUGAUGGCUCAAGAUCGAUUGGCUCUGCGAACAGCCACCCAUGUGCUCAUAUACGACUACAAGAACUGUACAUCAAAGUCUUGGGAACUGCGAUGCUCGCGAAUAGCGGCGGGUCUCGGGCAUCUUGUCGCACUUUCGACAGAGGGAAAAGUGUUCGUGUACGGUGACGGUUCCCGGGGCCAACGAGGUUCGGGUGAUCUUUCGGCCGAUGAAGAACUCCGUCCUUUGGCUCACCUUGAAGAUUUAGAUAUCACGCAUGUGUCAGCUGGGGGAUGGCACUCGGCUGCUAUCUCCGAUCGAGGAUAUCUUUACCAAUGGGGCUGGAAUCAGCACGGGCAAUGCGGUGGACCGAGGGGCGAUUCGAGAAAUGUUGUGGGGCUGCCCGAGUUGAGGGAUGUUGGAAUCAGACUUAGGGACGUUCGGUGUGGUUCGCGGCACACGGUGGUUCUCACGGAUGAUGGAAGACUUCUCUCGUGGGGAUGGGAUGAUUUCGGGCAAUGCUCGAAAAUCGAUAGAACGUGCUGUUCUGGUUCGAGUAAGGGCAAAACUUUGGAAGCAGGCUUCUGGACGACUGCCUAUAAGCUCUGUGAGGUCUGCCGCGGAAGUUGAGGGAGCUUCGAUCGAGAUCUCGACUCGAAGCACGGCGAAGAUUCA